Messenger RNA from Carica papaya (papaya), 769 nucleotides. The record is from RefSeq and is a predicted model, not a curated record. NCBI's taxonomy places the organism in Eukaryota, Viridiplantae, Streptophyta, Magnoliopsida, Brassicales, Caricaceae.
UAACAUUGCAGGAGUUGCAUUUUUGAAGAAUGCACCCGAAGGAACAUAUGACGCAAUUAUAGUAGAUUCCUCAGAUCCAAUUGGUCCGGCACAAGAGCUAUUCGAGAAGCCAUUUUUUGAGUCAGUGGCGAAGGCUCUUCGGCCAGGGGGAGUUGUAUGCACUCAGGCCGAAAGCAUAUGGCUCCAUAUGCACAUUAUUGAGGACAUUGUAGCAAACUGUCGCCAGAUCUUCAAGGGCUCUGUCAAUUAUGCAUGGACAACUGUUCCUACAUACCCAAGUGGGGUGAUUGGUUUCAUGCUUUGCUCGACUGAGGGGCCUUCAGUUGAUUUUAAGCAUCCAGUAAAUCCAGUAGAUGCUGAUGAUAGUGACAGCAAAUCCAAAGGACCAUUAAAGUUUUACAACUCUGAGAUCCAUACAGCAGCAUUUUGUUUGCCAUCUUUUGCGAAGAAAGUGAUUGAUGCAAAAGCAAAAUGAAGGAAAAUUUUGAAGAGCAAUAGAGCAGAGUCAGGUGUGUUUUAGCUAAACCGUUCCAUUCAUGAACAAACUCUGAAAUAAAUUGAUAUGUUUAGUUUUCCCAGUAUGUUUUAUUUGGAGAAAGAGUAUGUACGAUGAUCGUUGAUGGAUCUAUAUAUAAAUUCAUGCCUUUCUCUUAUGGUAGGCAGUGACCUUUUUGUUAUAAUUGCUAUUUACCCUGAUCUAUACCCUCCCUGUUCUUCCCUCCUUUCAAAAUUUUUAUUAAAGAAUUGGUCAGAUCUGUGUUCAUGUUGA